This is a messenger RNA of Asterias rubens (European starfish), 1277 nucleotides long. Its product is annotated as PC3-like endoprotease variant B. Bases 1 to 933 code for a protein of 310 amino acids. Gene Ontology annotation, biological process: peptide hormone processing. The transcript is spliced from 5 exons. Lineage: Eukaryota; Metazoa; Echinodermata; Asteroidea; Forcipulatida; Asteriidae. Gene Ontology annotation, molecular function: serine-type endopeptidase activity. The record is from RefSeq and is a predicted model, not a curated record. Gene Ontology annotation, cellular component: trans-Golgi network; Golgi membrane.
AUGAUCUACAUACAGCACAUCGUUGUUCACGGAUCCCACAUUCCCAAUGUGGAAGAGUCUGGCUGGCACAUUAACGGCGCUGGCUUCCACACCAAUGAGAAGUUUGGAUUUGGGAUGCUGGAUGCCGGCAAGAUGGUAGAGCUGGCUCUGACUUGGAGACUAGUCGGACCUCAGCAGACGUACUCGACCACAACGUCAAGAUAUCAUAAAUCAAUCCUUCAAGGAAUGUCCACCGUCGUCUACAUAGAUAUAAAUUGCCCCAUCACCAAACUGGAGCACACCAUCGCGAAAAUCUCCUACCAAGCCCCCCGCCGUGGCGACGUCUCCCUGACGAUCUGGUCCCCGCAGGGCACCCCUCCGAGCUCCUCUCGACCCCUUCCUGAUAUUCCGAGGGGAAGUAGUAAGGUGGCUCGAUUCACCAGCUUCCAGCUGGUGUUGUACGGGACUAAUGAUGAUGCUGACCUGACAACAACUAACGAGGAAAACCCAGCCGUGAACCCUGAUCUUUCAGGACAUAUUGAAGACAACGUGGUCGUUGACCUUUAUAACAAAGAGCAGCUAGAUGAUGAAGAGAUUGUUAUUGACAAGGAUAAUUUAGCCAAAGGAGUAGAAGAACCUCCAAAUACAAAACACAACUUGGACGAUGAGAAGGAUAUCGACAGUGGAGAAUUUGACGGGAUCUUGAAGGAUCCUCAGGUUCGAGCUCUAUACAUAAGCAAGAGAGCCGAGAUGAGGCGAAGGUUCGAAGAGCGAAAGGAGACGAGGAGGAACGAGUUUGACGACCUGAUGACCAAUAGGGGCCAAGAGGAGAGAUCACAUGAUCAAGAGAUCAGGUCACAUGGUCAGGUGAGGUCACAUGAGCUGGAUGAGUUGAGGAAGGAUACGAUUAAGGAAUCGCAACGACUACUGAAGGAAAGAGAUAUACGAUACUAGAUUUUAAUGGAAUGGGGAACUUUGGGACACUACAGACACCAGGUCAUCUUUUUUCCCUUGGUUUUUCUUUUACUUUGUUCUGAGUAUGCCCACAAUUUUUUAGAACUAUAAUUGUCUACUGCCACUUAGUCCAACCAACUGACGUAUUGACUUUGAAGAUGACCUGUCGUCGUUUUCACUAAACUCUUCCUAACUUAGGAUUAAUCCUAGGACUUCGGACGAAUUAAGUUCGGCAUCCAUAGAUGAUUUGACACAUUGAACCCAUUCUAAGUUAGGACGAGUUACUCGUCCUAACUCGCGAUUAAUCUUUGUACUUCGAGCCUAGAGCGGCUGCAAAUGGCUGC